AUUUUGACAGUUGUUCAAAGGAUAUAUAAAAAACAUCAACACUCAACAGAAUAACACAAAACUCUAAAACGUUCACAGUUUGCCCAAAUCCAACUAAUUGGAAAAAAUAAAAACAAGUUGUAGUAAACAAGGAUGCAUCCAAUAAGCAAGUGAUUUUUAUCAAAUUUAAAUAAGUUCAACGUUAUGAACCCAUACUGGUGAUAAAGGAUGUACAAUCUUUCCGCUUUUCCAUCUGUAUGCCGUAUUUGUAUCAAACCUACAAAAGACUGCAGUAUUCAGAACUCUGUUUCCGAUAACGCGCGGAUUACCUAUGAGACUGUGCUUAACGAGAUAACUUUUGUUCCGCAGCAGGAGUUUUCGAAUGAAAUUCCAUCAUUCCUAUGCGAUGAGUGCGCCGGUCGCCUUGACGAAUUCGUCCAAUUCAAACAGCAAAGUACGUUGGUUCUACAUUUCUGCAUCGCCCUGGUGGACGGCAAGAGGUGCAAAGACUUUAGUUCCAUGCAGGAACUAUUCAAACAAGGGGCACAGUUUUUGAAGCAGCGUUUAUGUGCAUUGAAUAACGUUGUUGAGAGCGACUUUUGUCUGCAGCAAUUGUUUGAGGAUAUCUUGUGCAAGUCAGAACCACCGGACGAAACGAUUAAAACCGAUCCAGUAGUAGGUCUAAAGAUAGAGGAGAUUAAAGUUGAAGAGCUUGAGACAGAAAGUGUUCCGUCACCUGCUAUUGUGAAUGACAGCUUUAAUGAAAGCAGCGAACCCGAAACGGACACGGAUUCUGAUGAGCUGGUUUCGUCUAAAAGAAAACGAAAACGAAAAAUUCAUGAACCAAAAACAGCUGGGAAGAUAAUACAUCGUGAUGGAGCUCGAUUUAAGCUAUGUGGGUUAGCUGGUUGUAAUGAAGAAUAUGAACUGGGCAAUCGCGGGCUUUAUUUGGCACAUGAGAGGAAAUUCCACCGAUGGGCCUGUGACCUAUGUGGACGAGUUUUGGCGUCAAGGACCUCCUUUCGCAACCACGUUUUGUUGCACGACGGCGAAAAAGCAAAAUGCGAAUUUUGCGAUCGUACCUUCACUACUAAGGGUAGCAUGAUGACACAUGUGCGUGAAAUUCACAACACUUCAGGGGUAAAUUUCACAUGCUUUUACUGUGGAGAAGGAUUCAUGGAGCAAAAGGAUCAUUUCGCUCAUAUGGCUGAACAUCGCCAGUGCAAACACUGCGAUAAGAGGUUCGCAGACACUGCCACCUGGAUUGCACAUACGCGACGGAAGCAUCCAGAUAUGUUAUUUUCUUGCGACCAAUGUGAUCGUACUUCAUUGAGCCAAACGUUUUUGGAUCGGCACAAACGCAUGAAGCAUUCAACGGACAGUAGCAAAGAACCACAACCUAAACGGUUUACUGUUAUUGCCAUCAAUGGUGCAAUGUUCCACCACUGCCCACAGUGCAAUGCUCAGUUCACUACAGAACCAUUUCUGCUACAGCACAAUAAAGAUGCUCACAACCGACAGGAGAGCGAAGGACAAAAACAGGAGCAAAUCAUCAAACGAAGAUCACGCGAAGAGCGCGAGAAAUUUGGUUAUCGUUAUAGCUGUGACACAUGCGGCAAGUGGUACCGUUUUAAAAACUCCUUAUGGUCCCACAAAAACAAAGAACAUCGCUCGGUUGAGAAAAAAGCUAUUUGCGACAUUUGUGGUAAUCAUUUUAAACACCAAUCCUACCUAACUGCCCAUAUUGCCAAAAUGCAUGCAACUGAGCUACCCUUCAAAUGUGAGCUGUGUCCGAAAGCGUACUCCCACGCGCCAUAUCUCAAAGAGCACAUGAAGUCGCAUGAUCCAGACAAAAGCUUCAACUGUCCCCACUGCGAUUAUCUCGCUAAACAGGCGCACGUUUUAGAGACGCACAUCAUUCGAAAGCAUACGACCGAGCGGCCAAUCCGAUGUCCAGAGUGUGAUAAAGGUUUCAUACGCAGUGCCGAUUUGCGGCGACAUAUGAGUGUGCACAGUGUCGAGACACCUUUUCGUUGUGGUGAGUGUGGAGAGGCUUUUCGACGCAAAUGUGACCUCGGCUGGCAUCGAUCUAAGGUGCAUUUGGGAUUGGGCACCAAGCAGCGUAAAUCGGCGACAAGUCAAAGUGCAGAGCGACUCGAAAGUUUGCCGGUUGAGGGUGAGCCCAACUUGUUGCAGUUGGCACUUUUGGAGCGCAAAGCUUAGUACGAUCAGCUACAAAAUUCAACGUCGUUGAGUAGUUUUUGCGUUUGUGGAAAACAUAAUUAAUUUAUUGAAACUUGUAUCUUGAAGUUGUUUUCUAGGGAUUCUUUUUGCCAAUUUUACUUCGAAACAAUUAUUAAUUUAAGCUUUAUUGUAAUUAUGUUACGCUUCCGGUAUGGUACCUUCUUUAAAUGCUGAAUUAUUUUGACUACAACAAUAUUUUUACACUGGUGGUAAUUGUGGACACCACAAUAUUAAUAUGGUUUUUGUUAUACUAGUUGGUUUUUGUAAUACUAGUUGGUUUUUGUUAUACUAGUUUUACUUUUCUAUAUUACUUCAGUAUUGCUUGGGUUCCUUGCGUAUCAAAUUUUAAUAGAUUUAUUUUUAGGCAAAUAUUUUAUAACAAAUUUAUUGUUAAAAGUACAUUGAGUUUUUUGUCUACUGACUCGACAGAGGCAAUCGUUUCAUUCCAGUUACAUCGUACAAUACUCUCUCUAAAGCGAUUCAAAGAAUUAACUGAAUCGUGUUCAACUCCGUUUGAGCAAUGUUUAAUUGAACGUAAAUAAACGAUUAUGUAUAUGUAUACUUCAACAAAAGAUUCUUAUUGAGAAAAGGGUAUUUAUACAUGCAAUAUUAAUUUGAUUUUAUUCUUCCCCUUUUGUAUUGUUAGGAGAGACUAAUUCUAGUUUAUGAGUAACUAGGGGCCCACGACGUUUCGUGAGCACCAAACUACUCGGCAAUUUGAAUAGAUCUUCUUUCUCAACUGCUCGAAAAAUACAUAAUUUUGUCUUCAAAAUUAAUGAAAUACAAUUUUUAUGAUUCAGUCUCAUAAAAAUUAUAGCAUAAAUAAAUUGAAACAGAUAUGUAAUGCGUUGACCUACACAAAAAAAUGAGCCAAUAAACUGAGUUCAUAAAACUAUACACAUGCAAUAAGAA
Messenger RNA from Wyeomyia smithii (pitcher-plant mosquito), 3135 nucleotides. RefSeq names its product zinc finger protein 845-like. The transcript is spliced from 3 exons. Bases 208 to 2202 code for a protein of 664 amino acids. Lineage: Eukaryota; Metazoa; Arthropoda; Insecta; Diptera; Culicidae. The record is from RefSeq and is a predicted model, not a curated record. Gene Ontology annotation, cellular component: nucleus. Gene Ontology annotation, molecular function: zinc ion binding.